This is a messenger RNA of Mesorhabditis spiculigera, 2028 nucleotides long. Lineage: Eukaryota; Metazoa; Nematoda; Chromadorea; Rhabditida; Rhabditidae. The record is from the annotation of a GenBank genome assembly.
AUGCUCCGAAAAACCCCCCGGGGCGCCAAAGAGGAAAAGCCACAACCGCCAGUACACUGCAAUGCUGAUGACAGGGUGAAGCACGGGUUCGCGCUUCAGAAACCGACGGUGGUCGCCGAGUUGGACUCGAAAUUACAGACCAAGAGAGUUGAAUCUACAACUGCAACCUCCCCGCCACGUCAAGCCCUUCAGAAACCGGUUGUGGAGCCAAAAUCUGGCUCCCCAAAAACCCUGGUAAAAGUGGAGAGACGUGAAAAUGGCAGGUUUACGGUACCCGAGCUGAAGAGGGUCACCUCUCCUAUAUUGCCGCAUUAUGGAUGGAAUCUAGAUCAGAAGAAGGAGGAGAAAAAUGAGGCUCAAAAUCGGCCCCUUGGGGUGGUACGUCCGUUUUCUAGGACCGGAAAUCCGGCGGAUCGAAGCCUGGCCAUAGGACCGAUGCCUGCUGGAACUCCGGAAAAUCGUGUCGAAACAGUUGGACCGAGCGCGAGGAGACUGUCGAGAGGAAGGACGAACAUUCUGGAAGAUUUAGGAGGACGCUCGCACCAUGUCGAGGCAGUUGAGCAGCUCGUCGAGAUUGAGAGGUUGAACUCCCUGAAGACGUCUGUCGGGGAGCCUGCCCCGCCGCAUCAGGCAGUAGAUGCUCCGACGCAGCCGGCAGAAAAACCCGUCAGCCCGAACAGCUCGAACUUGACGCCAAAAGGUGGUGCUGCUCAACUUAUACAAGGCGCGACGCCCCAUGUCGGUUUGAACAGCUCCAACUUGUUGCGAAAAAGUGGAGAUGCAGAACAACACCAUCAAGGUGUCUCCCAGACGCACCAAGUCGAAAAGCCGGUCAACCCGAACAAGCCGAACACGACGGCCAAAUUCGCUCAACCAAACCCCGAAGUAGCAAAGCCACGCCCUCCAACCGAAGCCGAACAGCUCGAACGUCUUCACCGCCUCGAAGAGGAGCUCCGAGCCCAGCGUGAACGUCUCGACCUGCUCGCCGCGAAACCCCUGCUCCCUGAAAAUCCACCAGCCGUCGUCACCGAGCGAAAAGUGCUCGUCAAAUAUUCGGACAGUCUCCAUCGAGUUCGAAAGAACCCUCCUUGCCCACCCCCAAAACCCAUUCCCGAACAACCAACACCAUGGAUUGUACGCCCAGCACCUCUUGACAUCUCGCAAUAUGUACAGGAGAGAGUGGAGGGGGCAGAGAAGAGAGAGAAGACAGAGAAAGGGAGGAAGUCAGUCAAAUAUCCAAGGGAUCUGCUGAACCCGGUGGUAUCGGGGGAGAAGGAGAAGAACAAGGAGAAGCCGAUGCCACUAUGGAGACUGCAGAAUAUAAGGCGAUUUGGAGAGACCAAAAGCCUGCCUGCCGAAAAAUCGGGAAAAGCAUCCGAUGGCGAGCCGGCUUUUCACACGCCGCCCCCGGAACCGAUUAUCACAGUGGUCCCACCCACCCCAACUACCCCGAAAAAGAUGCCACUCGACGCGGAGGUCAAGGAUGAGAAGCUAUUAAAGAAUAUUCGCGCCGAAAAGUUGGCCUCUCCUACGUGCAUCCCGUGGGACUCAUCCUUCGAAUUGGAAGAAGCGUAUUCCGAUGCGAGCGUCAUCGAUGAUGAGUCACAGUACUCGGCGGUUACACAUUUCGUUCCAAAAAAAAUCAAGCGCCCCCCAGUGCCGGGCGUCUGGGUGAAAGAUGGGGUCGAGCUGAUCAGCAAGAACAAGAGCUUCAGAAGGGAAGACCAAGCCCAUACGACAGUAUCUGUGUGGAAGGGGAAACGCCGCGAGAGAGCCGCUUUAUCAAAAAAUUUCGAAGCCCCGGAAAAGAAAAAAGUGGUGGUAACGGAAAAGAAGAGAAUGGUGCUGCGAAAGAAGAAACUCUCCACCAUCGACCCGAAAGAUGUGGAACGAGCGAGGAAAGAGCGCGAAAUAUCACCCGAAGGCAAGGCGAAAAAGGAACCUGUGACGACUACCGUGACCGCGACACUCCAGCAUAAACACUUCCAGAAAGCUACUGUAGUCCGGAAAUUACCGUACACGGAAAGG